AUGCAAGCCUACCUUCUGUUUUCCAUCAGCCUGUGUCUGGCUGUUGGGAGCUUGGCAGAACGACCUCAUCCAUGCAAAUCCCCACCUUUGGUCGAGGGCAGUAUGGCACUGACGAUCCUCAAGGAGAAAACUUUUGGUGUUGAGAAAUUCUCCUAUGAUGCUUUUGAAGAGAGGGUACACCUCCGACUUCUUCUGGACCAGGACAACCACACCACCUACAGAGACACCCUUCUUCUUUAUAAAGAGGGUAUAGCUUACCAAAUCUUCCGCCAUAACCAAACCUGUGAGAAGGUCCACUUUAAGGAUCCCUGGAAGCCAAUGGAGAUCCCCAGGGAUGCCAAGUUCCAAUCACAGGUGAUCAUUGGGAGCCUUUCCGCUCCUGCAGAAGGGCUGCUGGUCAACAACUGGUCAGGAACAGUGGCAGAGCCUCACGAUGAUUACCUCCUCACGUUCACUGAGUUCGGCUGCCUGCCCGUUCAUGCCUGGUGGUACAACAUUGAGCGUCAAACCCUUCUAAGUCUGAGUUUCUUUGACAUGGUGCUCGGAGUUGAGGACCCUGAAGUUUUCAACCCUCCUUCUUUCUGUGACAAAGCAGAGCCGGGCAACGAUGCAGCACUGACAAGUUUCUUUGAUGCCCUAAUUUGA
Messenger RNA from Salvelinus namaycush (lake trout), 645 nucleotides. RefSeq names its product ependymin-like 2 (gene epdl2). Gene Ontology annotation, cellular component: lysosome; extracellular region. The coding region runs from base 1 to 645 and encodes 214 amino acids. Gene Ontology annotation, biological process: cell-matrix adhesion. The transcript has 6 exons. NCBI's taxonomy places the organism in Eukaryota, Metazoa, Chordata, Actinopteri, Salmoniformes, Salmonidae. The record is from RefSeq and is a predicted model, not a curated record. Gene Ontology annotation, molecular function: calcium ion binding.